GCGCAAUAAUGGGUCGGCCGACGAAGCGCAUGGCACACAUCAAGCGCAUGCAGGCAGCCGCCCUCGAGCGCAGGACGAUGGGCCUUCCGCCGCGCAAGGAGGCACCGAAUGUGGUCUCGACCACGAUCAACCGAAAGCGUACCAAGCCGGAGGCGGCUGACGCCAACGCGCUGGCCAAGCGCUCCUGCUACCUGCCACGCGAGCCAGUCGAAGCGCUCACGCGCCUCUUGAACAAGGAGGAGAAGGCGUCAUUGGUCACCAAGUUCGCCGCAAGCAGCGAUGUACUGGUACCUGUCGUCACAGACGAAGCGCAAGACGACGACGCUUUGUGCCACGACUUGCUGCACAUGCGAUCCUGUAUCCAGCAGCUCAAGGUCAUGACCACGAUCCUCGAGUCGUCGACGGUAGGGCCGCGCUCCAACAAGCUCUCGCACUACGACCUGCUGCGGUACAUGUCGAUUCUGGCCUACUUGACGUACCUUACCGACGUCAACAACUCGUUUCGGGGCGUCGAGGUCAAGCGCAUGGCCAAGUCGGAGGAGAUUGCGCGGCUCUUCUUCCCGACCAAGCCCGUCGGGUACCGCGGCAAGCUCAUUCGGCAGUGGACCGAGAUGUACCUCAAGGACCAGAGCCUUCCAAGUACGGCGCGCGGCAAGCAUCCCAAGAUCAAACGGCUCUCCGGUGACGACGAGAACGACGACACGACCAACGAGCAGCGUUCGACGAUACUACCAGAGGAAGCUACGUCGCCGGGCAUAACUAUCUAGUGCAUUUGGUGCAGAAUGCAUCAUAUCGUUAGUGUCAAGUGCAUGCAUGUAGCUUCGCGCCAUAGCAAAUGUCUGGG
Molecule: messenger RNA, 844 nt
Organism: Saprolegnia diclina VS20
Lineage: Eukaryota; Oomycota; Saprolegniomycetes; Saprolegniales; Saprolegniaceae
Exons: 1
Coding region: 9-767 (252 amino acids)
Source: RefSeq, a predicted model, not a curated record